AACAAAACAGCAUUCGAAAAGCUUUCAAACAUUUUACACAAACAUGCCAAACGAUGCGAUAAUCUACUCUGGUCGCUAUGAAGUUGGGCGCCUCCGUCGCCGGCGGGAUCAACGAAUUCAGGAUUACAUUUUCCAGCGAUCCAAGCGGACCAGUAAUCCCCCCUUAGAGUGCAGUAUGUGGCGUAUAGCCUAUCUAACACUGUACUUGAUUGUGUUCUUUGUGGUUCUGGGAUUUUUUACCGCCGGAAUGGCGUUUCUGGUGAUACACUUUCACAUUCCCUCGGAAAAGCCCGGAGAGCUGAAAAUGCCCGGAGUCUGCACGGCUCCCGGCUACUACGUUGGCGAUGUGAAGCACAUCCUUUGGUCCGAAAACCGUCCUAAGGAGCUGGGUGCUUUCCGAAGGCAAAUGUCCAGCCUAGUUAGGCCCUAUGGCAUCCAUGGUGCCACGCGAAUGCUUCCCUGCAACCUAGACGACAGCUAUGGAUAUGCAACCGGCAAACCCUGCAUCCUCAUAAAGCUCACCCAGGCCCUAGACUUCGAGGCGGUCACCUACAACGACGGAAUAACCCUGCCCGAUGAAGCCCCGGACGAGCUAUACGACUACAUAGUGCAACUGGCCACCGAGGACAGACUGAACCGCAUCUGGGUGGCUUGCGAGGUGACGUCUCCGGAGAAUCUAACCGUCAGUAUCGAAUAUGUACCCUUUCGAUAUUUUGAUGCUGACGCCCUCUUCACCCGGGGUAAUGUCUUUCUCAAUGUAUCCUCGGAAAAUGAAAGCGGACAACAUUUCGAGAAUCCGGGGCUGAGGCGCUUGAUCGGAGUUCAGUUUAAAAACCUUCCCAACAACAUUGACAUCUUCAUUCUCUGCCAGGUUUGGGCCAAGAAUAUCCCGCUAGAUGUGGGCUCGGCCAAGUUUAUGAUGCAUAUCACUGCCCCAGUGCCAGCAACCACAGAACCCGACUACCUGGACGGCCUGGAAACGUGA
This is a messenger RNA of Drosophila bipectinata, 985 nucleotides long. RefSeq lists its product as uncharacterized. Gene Ontology annotation, molecular function: ATPase activator activity. Gene Ontology annotation, cellular component: sodium:potassium-exchanging ATPase complex. NCBI's taxonomy places the organism in Eukaryota, Metazoa, Arthropoda, Insecta, Diptera, Drosophilidae. Gene Ontology annotation, biological process: potassium ion import across plasma membrane; intracellular sodium ion homeostasis; sodium ion export across plasma membrane. The record is from RefSeq and is a predicted model, not a curated record.